Messenger RNA from Myodes glareolus (Bank vole), 1958 nucleotides. It is a transcript of the gene Sdr42e2, whose product is annotated as short chain dehydrogenase/reductase family 42E, member 2. NCBI's taxonomy places the organism in Eukaryota, Metazoa, Chordata, Mammalia, Rodentia, Cricetidae. The record is from RefSeq and is a predicted model, not a curated record. Gene Ontology annotation, molecular function: oxidoreductase activity, acting on the CH-OH group of donors, NAD or NADP as acceptor. Gene Ontology annotation, biological process: steroid biosynthetic process.
CUAGGCUGCAUGGCUUCAUAGAGGAUGAAGACCAACCCUGCCAGCUCCUCACUAGAAACCUGUCGAGUUGCAGGACAGGAAGAGAAAGGCUGCCCUGUCUGUCAGGCCUGUGGAGGGGCCUCAGGCCUGGGGUCUGCUUUGGGGUCAGGGUCAGGUUUUAGACCUGGUCCUGAGACUGUUCCAGGGUCUGGGCCAGGAUCUAAAGCUGUUUCUGUGACUGGUGCUACUUCAGGGCCUACUCUGGGACCCACACUAGGAGCAGGAUCAUUACCUGGACUGGGAGCUAGGUCUGGACCCAGGCAAGGAGCUGAGACAGUACCUGGAUCAGUACCUCAGCCAGGAACUGGGUCAGUACCUCAGUCAGGAGCUGGGUCAGUACCUCAGUCAGGAGUUGGGUCAGUACCUGAGCUAGUAAGUGUGUCGGUACCUAGACCAGGAGCUGUACCAUUACCUGGGCUGAGGCUAGAGCCUGGGACCAGACGAGGUUCUGGGACUGGUUCUAACCCCAGUGAAUCAGUGGCAACCCCAGAACCAGCGCUGCAGCAGAAGACUGGGGCCAAAUCCACACAGGCCCCCAGACAGAAGGUUCUGGUGACCGGAGGAGGAGGCUACUUGGGGUUCAGCCUGGGCUCCAGCCUGGCCAAGAGAGGCACUUCUGUCGUCUUGCUUGACCUUCGCAGACCCCAGUGGCCGCUACCCCCAGGAACCGAGUUUGUCCAGGCUGAUGUCCGAGAUGAAGAAGCCCUGUACCAAGCCUUCCAGGGGGUGGACUGUGUUUUUCACGUGGCCUCCUACGGCAUGUCUGGGACUGAGAAGCUACAGAAACAGCAGAUUGAGUCUAUAAAUGUCGGAGGCACCAGACUAGUGAUUAAUGUCUGUGUCCGUCGGCGGGUUCCAAGGCUCGUGUACACCAGCACAGUCAACGUGACAUUUGGUGGGAAGCCCAUAGAGCAGGGCAAUGAGGACUCUGUCCCAUACUUCCCCCUGGACAAGCACAUGGACCACUACUCUCGAACCAAAGCCAUUGCUGACCAGUUGACUCUCAUGGCCAAUGGGACACCUCUCCUAGGAGGAGGCACCCUGCGCACCUGUGUGCUCCGCCCCCCAGGGAUCUAUGGCCCUGAAGAACAGAGACACCUACCCCGGGUUGCGAGCCACAUCAAGAAGAGACUUUUCAUGUUCCGGUUUGGGGAUCGCAGGACACGCAUGAACUGGGUCCACGUGCAGAAUCUGGUGCAGGCGCACAUGCUGGCCGCUGAGGCUCUCACCAUGGCUAAGGGCUAUGUGGCUAGCGGGCAGGCAUACUACAUCAACGACGGGGAGAGCGUCAACCUCUUUGAGUGGAUGGCCCCACUGUUUGAGAAGCUGGGGUACAGUCAGCCCUGGAUCCAGGUACCAACUUUCUGCGUUUAUCUGGCAGCUGCAGUGAUGGAGUACCUGCACCUGGCCCUGAGGCCCAUCUGCAUCAUCCCCCCACUACUUACCCGCAGUGAGGUGCUCAGCGUGGCCGUGACGCACACCUUCCAGAUUGCCAAGGCCCGCGCUCAGCUUGGCUACGCUCCGGACAAGUUCAGCUUCGCCGACGCAGUGGAGCGAUAUGUGCAGGCCACGACCCCGCAACGCCGUGGCUUCACCAUGCUGACGCUCCUGAGGCUGCUGCUCCUGCUGCUGUUACUGCUCAGCCUGCUAGGCCUUGCCCUGCACUUCCUAGGGCUGCAGCCUUUGCAAGGUGCAGUGCAGCUCCUCUGACCCCGCCCCUAAUCCCGGGCUCUCUGAGUUUAUACCUGGCUUUGAACUCCUGAUUCAGACACGCCCCUGAUUCUUGACCCCGCCCCUUUAUCUGGCCACGCCCUGCCCCCAUCUUGUUUUCAGGCUUGUAUUCGUCCUCCACUCACUUUCUUUACCCCGCCCCCUGAGUCUCAGCCACAUUUCCUCGCCCUUGGCUUCCUUACUCAGCG